Pseudomyrmex gracilis is the source of this 6501-nucleotide messenger RNA. RefSeq names its product protein FAM89B-like. The record is from RefSeq and is a predicted model, not a curated record. Bases 3097 to 4833 code for a protein of 578 amino acids. The transcript is spliced from 3 exons. Lineage: Eukaryota; Metazoa; Arthropoda; Insecta; Hymenoptera; Formicidae.
UCUUGAAGCGUAACGGUGUGUUGAUCUCGUAAUUCUACCGAGUCACGGCGAAAUCGGCUUACAUAAACUUAGGCAAUCCCGAGCAAAUGUACUUAAUUAAGGAGUCUCGCCAUCUACUAAUAAUAUCUCUCUUAUAGCACGUAAUUUAUUUUUAAUUCUUAUAUUUCUACGCAAAUUCUCUCUCUCUUUCUCUUUCUCUCUCUAGGCGUUACGUCUAACUAAAUGUUAAUAUCAUAAAACUUGUGUAGUCGUAAAAUAAUCCGCAAAACGAUUUUAUAAGCACGUCGACUAUAUCGAAACUACAGGAACUGAAUGUUUUUCUGUUAUUUUUAGUUUUACUUUACCGCGCGAGAUGCGACAUUAAAUCGUUGGAGCGAUCGCGUCGUGAAACCCGGAUCGUCAUCUAUGGAAAAACACCAUCUCCAAGAAGAGUUCGAAUGGCUUAACGGCGCUAGAAAGUGUGACCGCGACUUUCCGUAAAGUUUAGAGCGGCAAACCGCUUUUUCCACGCAGAUCUCCCGAUUUUACGUAAUGUUCCGAGAGCGUUGCGCGUUUUUCCUAUACCGGAGCAAGAACUCACACACACACACACACACACACAUACACACAUCACAAUCUUGUAAGAUCGUUACGAAGCUGUGUGUUUGAAUUCUCCACACCGCCAUCAACCGCAGGUUCUCGUUACCUCUAUCUUCGCUCCCUCCUGGCUGCCUUCCAUACGUACACACACACACACACACACACACACAUGAGACUUUUACUGAAUCGUAUAUACGUCGCAUAUAUUCACACACUCGUUUACUUACUCGCUUCACCCACUCGCUUCACUCGCACACAUUCGCUCGCUCGCGCGCACACAAAAGCAAGCCGAGCCGAACACGUUCAUGACGACUACCUGACGAGAACUCGAGCUCGGCCAGUCACGUGGCUACCGAUCGCGAAGGAUGUUUGUGGGAUCGCGAAGUCAGUCUGCGACGGUCGGUCCGUUGGGAAAGAGAGAAUAGAAGCGCGCGAUCGUGCAAAACAGAAAAGGAAGAAAAGAACAGAGGAAAGGAGGAGAUACUGGGGAUCGGGAAUAUACCGCCUCUUGAGGUCUUAGGAUCGUCGCUGCUCUAGCUCCACACCACCGUUCGGUGGUGCGCGUCGUUUCGGAUCGCAGAUAUUGUUCGCGGCGAGCGGGAAAAAAAACUUCCUCGUCAAGGAUUUUGGGAGUGCCGCGGAUUGGAGAGAGAGAGAGCUCGCUGAUGGUGGAAAAAAACAUGCGUCGGGAGGAAACGACGCGGAGCUUGUGUCGAUCUGUUUGCGCGUAAGAAAGCGCGCGUGAUUGUGCGCGUUCGGUUCAUCGAAACGUGGAUGCGCACACAAUUGAAUUUCGAUCGCUAGCUCUACGUGUCGCGUAUCAUCCUCAUGAAAAAAAAAUCAGUGAUCAUGUGACGCUCGUGUGAGAGCCAGAUCGCCGGAAGGAUCGACGGAAAGAGUCCGUUUCCGCGCGCUUCUCCAAAAAGAAAGCACGAGAGCGAUCGAGAUAGAAAGGCGAGUUAUAUCGAGGCCGUAACACGGACCAUCUCUGGAGAGCAUCCUGAAUGAAACUCGACGAGGAUAAGGAGACAAAUCCGAACGCCGCAAAUGUCUUUCGAAGUCCGAGGACGAUAUACAAUCUGAUUUAUAUAUUAUUGACGAAUCAAACAAACCAAAAACUUGGAUUCCCGGAUAUAGCAUUUUAAAUGCGGAAUUGCGUUAGCGCGAUUUCGCAAGGAAAUCGUUUGCGGUGUCGCGCGCAAUAGAAGAGAAUUUGAGGAAAUUCGAAGAAGACGCCGCCGCGUCUCUCUCUCGGCGAACGAACGUUUCGUCGCGAUUCUCACGGAAUUGUAUGCAAAAUCGCAUCGGCGAUAUCGCGCGCGGCAUCGGCGUUGAUCGCGACCCGCUUACGAAUAAAGAGGACGAAGCGGACCCGAGGGGAGAAACGAAAGAGAAGAGAAGCGAAAGAGAAGGAAACGUGCAACGAAUCGAGGGUAUACGCGCGGCGGCGGCGGCGGCGGCAGCAAGAUUGCAGUGAUUUCGCUGGCGCAACACACGCUCUCUGUGCAAAAGCAUGUGGCGACAUUGCACAACAUCGCCGUCAUCCCUGAUUGGCAUUUAACGUGUGCGCUCGUUCAUGCGUUCCAAAGUGAAAAUUGUCGCGCGCACAGAACAAACUGUGUGCGAGUAAGUUUUUUUUUUUUUUUUCUCAUCUUUACAACAAGUAGUUAUCGGUUUUUUUUUUUUUCGAUCUGCGAUCGACUGACGCGAUUCCAUUCGCGGAAUCUUUGCAAAUAUUGAAUCAGACUUUUUUAUUUCUUAUUAUAGCGGAAUUCAAAAGAGCGAACGAAAUUUUGCAAAUGACAACAGAACGUUGUCUCGAGACGCGCGACACCACAGAUUUGUCGAGCACACGAAAACGCUUUUUGCUCAUCGAGGUGUUUUUACGACAUUUCUCGCGUUCCAUCGGAGCUACCCGGUUGGAGCCGCGCGCGCAUUAUAACGACGGCGAUAACGACGGCGAUAAACGCGUCGCUUAUCUUGGGAAAAAAUCUGUCGGAAAACGCAUUCUUCGUAAGUUACUCGUGAAGUGAAACGCUCAAGCACAACUCGGCGUAGCGGAUAAGACACUCGUGUGUGCGUUUUUUCUCAAAUUGGAAUGAAUUCGAGAGAUCUUAAAUUGUGAUAUUAAAAGCAAUAUAAUACGGGAUAUUUGUUGUUGCAAAACAGACUUUUGCCAGACUUUCUUUCGAAUUCAUUUUUUUCAAAGCGACGUUCCGUGCUCCCAAGUGCUGCGUGCUAUUUUUUCACACCGUGCAUCUCGUUUUGACGUCGUAUAUAUAUACAUAGAAAUGAUGCAACGUUAGUGGAAUGCGAUUCCAACGUUGAUCAGCAGGACGUUGAAAUUUUUCACCGACAAAUUUUUAUUCUGAAUUUGGUGCCGAUCUCUAUGCCGAGACUUUUCGCAGUCUGUCGCGUGUACGUUGUGCGUGUACGUACUUUCAUGCGCAUUAGCGUGUCGUCGCAAUAAUGAGCAGUUGUGCGAUUUAAAAAAAAAAAAAAAAAAAAUUGUACGGAAUGCAGUUGGCCAGUCAGAGGCCUCACCCGCCUCCGGUGCCACCUCGGCCAAGCCGGCAGGUGGUUGCCGAGGCUCUUAAGAGGUCGCCAAGGCCGCCCUGUCCUACCAGACAAGCGCCGCCACCGCCGAACACGAAACCCUGGAGAUCUGAUCAAAAUCAAGCACGACAAAAACAACAAACGCAACAACAGCAGAAACAACAACAAGUACAGCAGCAACUGGUGGGCCCAACAAGCGGACGAACGAUUGUGUACGAAUCGAAAGAAUGUGGGAAGGACGGCAAGGAAGAGAACGCGCCCGAUGACAACAGGAGUCAACAAGAUCGCAAGCAAGACGCGACAGUCGAGAAAAGUGGAGUCGAGGAAAAUCGUUCGGAGAACGAGGGCAAGAUUCCCGCUCUUCAUCACGAGAUCUGCGCGGAGAAGCUAUAUCCAACGGGAAACGUGCCGGCGAACAUUGUGCGAAAGCACAAUAACAAUUUAACCGAGGACAGACGGCCUCAGCGCAGGCUGGAUAUUCGAAAGAACACCUGCGGUGUUCAGACCGUUUUGCCAGAUCCUCGAGGACGAUGCAAGGAUUCUUCCGGCAAAGAUCAAGAAAAGACCGGUACCACUGUUUCGGAGAAGGUCGAGGUAACGACGGCAACGACAAAACCACAGGUGGCCGCCAGAACUGUCAACGUGUCCUUCGAGGACGAGCGUCGCGAAUCGUUGUCCAGUCCGGAUUCUGUUUCUGGCGGGCGCGUAACGGUGAGUCACGUGGAAAAAUGCAAAUGCGGUCAAGAGAGAGACGCGAACGGACCGACGCCUGCGUGCAGAGUGUGUCUCGGCGAGCAGCAGCAGGAAGCAGCGUCCUUGGCGAGUGCAGCAAAGGCUGCUGCUGGAAACUUAGACGCGGUCGUAUCCUCGAUCAAGGGAUCCGUUCCGUGCGCGGACCGUGUCGCCGCCACAGUGCUCGUCGUUGACGAAGCAGAGCGUAAAAUCACGCCCAGUGAUCACGAGGACGGCAACAACAACGACAACGACAGCGACAGCAACAUUCAUCAGCAGGACUGGCUGGAGGAAGGAGUCCGUUACUCUUCCACGCAGAUCACUCUGCACGGGGACGACAUUGUCGGCGGCGGCGACGCCGACAAAGAUCGCGUCAAUGGUUAUUACGAUCAUCACGAGGAGGAGAGGAUCACCGAUCUCGAUUUCAUUAGUAUACAAGAACGAAUCGCAAUGUCUUCCCUGCAAGGACUACCUCCGUUACCGAGAAGUCUGAGCGGCUUCAAUCUCAGCGGCGGACGCGGCGAGAACGGCGAGCCACCUCCGCCGCCCACGAGGUCGUCCAGUAAAUCCCAAAGAGGCGGUAAAACGUCGUCGUUGCAGUCGUCCUCGUCGAGACCGUCGCCACCUGCCAGACAACUCACCACUCUGGACACUCAGCUGGCUGUGCUGAGAAGAGAAAUGUUCGGCCUGCGGCAACUUGACCUCUCGUUGCUGUCCCAAUUAUGGUCCCUGAACGAGUCGAUUCAAGAGUUCCGGCAACUGCUGCAGGAGCAAGAGGACCGCGCGCCUUCGCCGUCGCCCAGCAGCGAGGAGGGCGACGACACGUCGUACGGAACACAUCCGCCGCCGCCUCCCAGGCGACCGGCACCCACGUUGCAUCAUCAUCGACCGCCACGACCUCCCCGGCCGCCUAGGCCGUCCGCUAGCGACGAGUCGCCGUCAAGCGAGGAGUACGGAGCCGUUUGACAUAUCGCUACUGAGAAGAGGAAGUACUCGAGAAGGUCUCGCUCGUCCCAUCGCGCCUAGAGCGACCUAGUAUCGACGCGAACGUACCUUCCAGUACGAGAAUAACUUCUCUCGAGAGAUUUCGGCGUAAUAAAAUUAACAACAUCGCGACGCAAUCGCGGAUAUCUCUUUCUCGAUAUCCUGUUGGUGAUUCAAGAUUCGUUUACGGGAAACGAAUUGUCCGAUUGUGAGAACUGAACUAUUCCCUAAAUUUUGUUUAAAGUACCUGCGAUAUUUCUCAGAAGGUUGUUCGAGAAAUUGCGAUUUAUGAGACUCUUCACGAUUUCGACUGACGAUAUUCGUUAUAUUGGCAUUAAAUCGCGAGCGAACGCGUGCUUACCAAUUGCACGUUAUUAUAUUACUACUGUCUGGAGAAGCCACUCGUGAAUUGUCACUUGAAAUUACAAACUUUGACGUGUGACAGAAGAUUACCGAAGAGUUUGCAACGACCGUUGCGCGGAAGUUGUGUAAUCCCGCAUGUAGGGUAACAAUUGCUUUACAGACAGAAAACUAUUGCUUUGCUAAUCUACCAACGAAGACCAGUUCCAACGUAUGUUUCAAGACAGAAGUGAAAACUACCAAGAAGCAAGAGAGGGCUGAACGCGCGUUCACUUGGACGCGAUGCUUUACUCUCUCAAUUUGUGAUAGCGCUCGAAGGGGCCUUUGAUUAAUCGCAAUUGCACCCGUUUAUGAACGUGAAUUUCUGAGACUUCGGAGAGCAAUCAUAACAGAUCCGAGCCUGCUAUGUAGUACGAUUUUUUUUUUUUUUGGUAUCGUAAGGAUGAACUGAGAGAUUCUUUGGUGUCGAAAAAAAAAAACUGACCAAUAAAUCCGAAGAUGUUCGGUGUUUCUUUUUUCAUUUUUUUUUUUUUUUUUUUUUAUACCGUUGCGUCUGUCACUUGCAAAAUUGUGACACCGGUUUACUUGUGCUUCUACCGCAAAACAGAAGAAAAGACUUGACGAUCCUUGAAAACUCUAACGAAAAACGCGUAAUUUUCUUAUCCCAUAUACGACAUGUAGACAUGUUUCCGGAUGUUUUUUGUUUAAAUUAAUUUAUUCGCGGCAUCGCCUUCGCGCGUACGGUAUGUAAAACUAAGAUUCGGAAUCUUUUUUUUUUUACGGCGUUCAUUAGUUUAGACUACGAACUGUAUAUAAAAAUAUAUAAAAUAUCAUGCAAGGAAGGAAGCAAGAUAAAUGAGACUUAAUUUAAACACACGCUUAAUUUAAAAUCGUUCAUCCAUAUUCUGUUACGUUAUGCAUUUGCGCAAUGUGUAUAACUGGAAGGAGUGUCUUUACAGGAUACUUAAAAAUAAUAUUUGAGAUACGUUUGUGUACGUUGUGUGAGACAAGAUACCAAGAACUACGGGGAAAAUGUUAAAUGAAAACUGCAUCAAAUUGUUCUAAUGUCUUUAUUGCAUCCGACAAGAAACAUUUUAUUCAAAACUUGAUAAAAUGAACAGAAAAAUCAUUUUUAUUGUGUUAUAAAAAUAAAAUAAAACAAAGUUAAUUAAAAAGUAAGCAUGUGCAUGCAAUAAUAAUUGUUACCUCGUCAUUAGUUUCCUUCAUCAAUAUAUUACGGCGAUAAAAUUGUUACAAAACCGACUAAAUAUAAUUUAUAUAAUAGAUCAG